This is a messenger RNA of Hipposideros armiger (great roundleaf bat), 3116 nucleotides long. RefSeq names its product F-box protein 42 (gene FBXO42). NCBI's taxonomy places the organism in Eukaryota, Metazoa, Chordata, Mammalia, Chiroptera, Hipposideridae. The record is from RefSeq and is a predicted model, not a curated record. Gene Ontology annotation, cellular component: SCF ubiquitin ligase complex. The transcript has 9 exons. The coding region runs from base 228 to 2270 and encodes 680 amino acids. Gene Ontology annotation, molecular function: protein binding; ubiquitin-like ligase-substrate adaptor activity.
CCGGCCAGAGCAGCAGUGGCGGCGGUGGUGGCGGCGUUUGAGUAGAGGAAGAUGGCGGCUCCAGGAGGCUCGGGGUCCCGCCAGCUGUGAGGACCCCUGAGUGCGGCAAGCGAGGCCUGAGGCGGAGCGCCUCUGCUCUGGCCCUGUCCCGGCUACCUCACCAUUGUCGUCAGUACAGCUAACCCGAGAGUGUGGCGCGGGCUGGGCCAGCUGUCGAGUGGAAUGUCAUGGCCAGCUCCUCAGACAGUGAAGAUGACAGUUUCAUGGCUGUGGACCAAGAAGAAACUGUGCUGGAAGGGACAAUGGAGCAAGAUGAGGAGCCUCACCCAGUAUUGGAGGUUGAGGAGAUUAGACAUAAUCGGUCCAUGUCUGAGCUGCCAGAAGAAGUUUUGGAAUAUAUCCUGUCCUUUCUUUCACCAUACCAGGAGCACAAAACGGCAGCCCUUGUCUGCAAACAGUGGUAUCGACUUAUCAAAGGUGUAGCCCACCAGUGUUACCAUGGUUUCAUAAAGGCUGUCCAGGAAGGAAACAUUCAGUGGGAGAGUCGGACUUACCCUUAUCCUGGAACCCCGAUCACUCAGCGAUUCUCACACAGUGCAUGCUAUUAUGAUGCUAAUCAGUCUAUGUAUGUGUUUGGAGGCUGUACCCAAAGCAGCUGCAAUGCUGCCUUCAAUGACCUCUGGAGACUUGACCUGAAUAGCAAAGAGUGGAUCCGACCUUUGGCUUCAGGGUCCUAUCCUUCCCCCAAAGCUGGAGCCACUCUGGUCGUGUACAAGGACCUGCUGGUGCUGUUUGGUGGCUGGACGAGGCCAAGCCCUUAUCCCCUACACCAACCAGAGAGAUUCUUUGAUGAAAUACACACGUACUCACCCUCUAAAAACUGGAGCAAUGAUGUCUGGGUCCUUGACCUCGAGCAGUGGGCGUGGUCCAAGCCAAACAUCUCUGGCCCCAGUCCUCAUCCUCGGGGUGGCCAAUCUCAGAUUGUCAUAGAUGAUGCAACUAUCUUAAUCCUUGGAGGGUGUGGCGGUCCCAAUGCUCUGUUCAAGGAUGCUUGGUUGUUGCACAUGCACUCGGGUCCCUGGGCCUGGCAGCCACUCAAGGUAGAAAAUGAAGAUCAUGGGGCGCCAGAACUGUGGUGCCACCCAGCUUGCCGGGUGGGACAGUGUGUGGUGGUCUUCAGCCAGGCUCCCAGUGGGAGAGCCCCACUCAGUCCCAGUUUGAACUCUCGCCCGUCACCUAUCAGUGCCACUCCUCCCGCCCUGGUUCCCGAAACCCGAGAGUACCGUUCUCAAUCUCCAGUAAGGAGUAUGGAUGAAGCUCCGUGUGUUAACGGCCGCUGGGGAACCCUGAGACCCAGAGCUCAGAGGCAGACCCCCUCCAGUUCCCGGGAAGGGAGCCUGUCCCCAGCCAGAGGAGAUGGCUCUCCCAUCCUCAAUGGUGGGAGUUUAUCUCCAGGGACAGCCGCGGUAGGUGGCUCUUCCUUGGACAGCCCUGUACAGGCCAUAUCUCCUAGCACUCCAUCUACCACUGAAGGAUAUGACCUAAAAAUGGGACUUUCUUUGGCCCCUCGACGAGGGUCACUGCCAGAUCAGAAAGAUCUGAGAUUAGGAUCGAUCGAUCUGAAUUGGGAUCUGAAACCCGCUUCCAAUAGCAACCACCUGGAUGGCGUGGACAGCAGGACAGUGGGGGGGAGCGUGAGACACCUUCCUGAACAGACGAAUGGUGUGCACACCCCACCGCACGUGGCCAGUGCCCUGGCAGGAGCCGUCUCCCCAGGUGCCCUGCGUCGGAGCCUCGAAGCCAUCAAAGCGAUGUCAUCCAAAGGCCCCUCGGCCUCCGCAGCACUAAGUCCUCCUCUGGGGUCUUCUCCAGGCUCCCCCGGGAGCCAGAGCCUGAGCAGUGGAGAAACAGUGCCCGUGCCGCGGCCAGGGCCUGCCCAAGGAGAUGGACAUUCCCUACCUCCCAUUGCCCGCCGCCUGGGCCACCACCCUCCACAGUCCCUAAAUGUUGGCAAACCCUUGUACCAGAGUAUGAACUGUAAGCCCAUGCAGAUGUACGUGCUGGACAUUAAAGACACCAAGGAGAAGGGGCGGGUCAAAUGGAAAGUAUUUAAUAGCAGUUCUGUGGUCGGGCCUCCUGAAACCAGCCUGCACACAGUGGUCCAAGGCAGGGGCGAACUCAUCAUAUUCGGAGGACUCAUGGACAAGAAACAGAAUGUGAAGUACUAUCCAAAAACAAAUGCCUUGUACUUUGUGCGAGCAAAGAGAUAAUAUGUUCUAAACCCCUUUCCCUUUCUGUGGCUUUUAAUUUGGAAUUUUCCAGCGUGCAAGCAUUUGGACUGAGAAUUGGGCAAACAAAGGACAGAAUGACUCCCAUAAACCAAAACCCCAAUUCCCAACCUCACUCACUCCAGAUCAAAUCUCCAUUAAGAAAAAAAAUUAUAUAUAAAUAUAUAUUAUAUAGCCAACUCUGUUUACAAAGAGGGAGAGAUCUCCGUCCUGGUUCAGAUAAAAGUGUUGCUGUGUUUUAGCAGAGGGUGUGCUGCCUUUUCCUACUUUGCUGGUAACUAGACCAAGAAUUGAGGGAACAGACUAAUAUCAGAGCUUCCCUAAAGACACUGAAGAGCCCUCUGUAAAUCUUGACGUGGCCUUCUCAGAGGUAGAAAAAGAAAGGGCAUGUAUAGGAUGCACAAGUGGCGGUUUCAGAUUCGCACGCUUCAGGUGCUGGCAGGGUAAAAGUAACCGAUAGAAAACUGUUCUUCCCUUCUCUUCAAACCCAAAGGACCUGUGAAAACUUCUCUUUGCUGUAAUGCCCUCUGCCUGGCCCCAUUCUGCCCAUUGUGACUGAAGACAUUUACCCAACGAGGGGUUUUGUUCCACGAUUGUGUGCCAGGAUCAUCGCGAAACAAUGUGUAUGCAGUGACACCUGUCCACCUAGUGUCCGUUGGUCUUUUGAGUGCUCCCUCCGUGUCUCAGAAAACAUUUUAGUAUCUGUCAAAUUUUCUGACAGUCGUACUUGGUUAAAAGUUGCCAAAAAUCACGUUUGUUCUCCUUUUCCUUCUCUUAAAAUUUGAUCUUCAGAGGCUGCCUUUCUUUUCUUUCCUUCUUCCUUUUUUU